AUUCCGCAGGUUGUAAUCAGCAGUUCCGGAACUUUUAAGUAUGUGCUGGCAAGGUUAUGGGACCCCAAGGCGGAAGGAGACGGGCGCAGCAAGUUGUUGGUGUGGGGUGACGUGCGCGCCGCCUAUCACAAUGAUGUGCUUCAGAAAGCCAAAGCGCUGGCACGGCCGCUGGGCCUGCAGGUCACCCCGCUUGGCGGCGGCCGCAUCAACCACGAUUCCGAUGCGCGUGCCGUACAAGUAUACGGCUACAGUGCAGCGUUCGGGCCGGCGCCGCACGAGGUAACGGCGGCAAUUAUCCAUAAGUGGUUUCCUUUGUACGACAGGCAGUCCGUCACGGUGUCGUACGAUGGGUACUGA
Molecule: messenger RNA, 357 nt
Organism: Volvox carteri f. nagariensis
Lineage: Eukaryota; Viridiplantae; Chlorophyta; Chlorophyceae; Chlamydomonadales; Volvocaceae
Exons: 1
Biological process (GO): peptidyl-histidine dephosphorylation
Cellular component (GO): cytosol
Molecular function (GO): protein histidine phosphatase activity
Source: RefSeq, a predicted model, not a curated record